Molecule: messenger RNA, 1347 nt
Organism: Diaporthe citri
Lineage: Eukaryota; Fungi; Ascomycota; Sordariomycetes; Diaporthales; Diaporthaceae
Exons: 5
Coding region: 1-1347 (448 amino acids)
Biological process (GO): mRNA splicing, via spliceosome; DNA repair; protein ubiquitination
Cellular component (GO): cytoplasm; U2-type catalytic step 1 spliceosome; Prp19 complex
Molecular function (GO): protein binding; ubiquitin protein ligase activity
Source: RefSeq, a predicted model, not a curated record
AUGCUUUGUGCCAUCUCGGGGGAGGCUCCCGAGGAGCCUGUCGUUUCCAAGAAGACCGGCACUGUCUUCGAGAAGCGGCUGAUCGAGAAGUACAUCGAGGAGAACGGCAAGGACCCCAUCACCGGCGACGAGCUCGAUCCUGAAGACCUGCUGCCCAUCCAGUCCGCCCGCGUCGUGCGGCCCCGAGCCCCCAACCUGACCUCGAUUCCCGCGCUCCUAUCCACCUUCCAGAACGAGUGGGAUGCCCUCGCCCUCGAGACAUUCAAGCUGAAGCAGCAGCUCUCACAAACCCGCGACGAGUUGGCAAAUGCCCUCUACCAGCACGAUGCAGCAGUCAGGGUCAUCGCCCGCGUGACCAGGGAGCGCGACGAGGCCAGGGCGGCGCUGUCCAGGGUGACCGUGUCCGCUGGCUCCGGCUCCGCCUCUGGCGCAAACGGCGACGCGAUGGCUGUAGACAACGAGACACUCCCCGAGGAGUUGGCCGCGCACGUGGACGAGACCCAAGCCAAGUUGUCCAAGAGCCGCAAGAAGAGGCCGGUGCCCAGCGGCUGGGCCAGCUCCGACGAGAUUGCGACCUUUGCACCACACGGCUGUUACGCGGCCGUGGGCGGCCUGAAGGGGGACGUGGCCAUCUUCUCGACCACUGCAAGCACGCUGGAGCGGUCGCUCAAGGUGGAUGAGCCCGUGACGGACACGCUGUGGAGCGGGUCCAAGCUCAUGCUGGCCACCGCCAAGGGGUCAGUCAAGGUGUAUGAGAAGGGCAGCGAGGUAGCGUCGUUCUCAGAACAUGCAGGCGCAGCGACGGCGCUGUCGCUGCACCCGGGCGGCAACAUCCUGGCGUCGGUGGGCACGGACAAGAGCUUCGUGCUGUACGACCUGUCGGCGCUGCGGCGGGUUAGCCGGGUGUACACGGACGCGCCGCUGACGAGGUGCGCGUUCCAUCCGGAUGGGCACUUGUUCGCGGCAGGGACGAGCACGGGAGAGAUCAAGAUGCUGCUGACCAAGACGGGCGAGGAGGCGGCGACGUUCUCGCUGGGGGCGCCGGGCCAGACGACGGUGACGGUGUUUGACCUGCGCAAGGAGGGGGCGGCGGCGACGGCCAAGGUGCUGGAGGUGGGCAGCUCGGUGCAGAGGCUGGCGUGGGACUACACGGGCCAGUUCCUUGCCACGGCGGGGCCGUCCGGGGUGACGGUGCAGCAGUACUCCAAGGGCAGCAAGAAGUGGAGCGAGCUCCUGCAGAGCGCAACGCCGGCAGUCGGGCUGGGGUGGGGUGAGCAGGCGAAGGCGUUGGUUACGGUGAACGGAGACGGUGUCAUCUCGGUCUUGGGGGCUCCUGAUGAGGCUUAG